CUUUUCGGCUUGCGCUACGUUUUGAAUUCAGGAAAGUGAGUCGAAAGUGUUGCGACGUACAAAACCUUAAUUAAAAUGGACCUAAUGUUUACACUUGCUUCUUAAUUCUGUUUAAACUAUCCGGAAAAUCCUUUUUUUUCUUUCGAAGCUAAGGCGAACAAUAACCGCUUUUAUAACUGAGCGAAAGCUUCUAAUUGUCCCAGUUGGUAAGUUAGUAGCAGAGACUAAACUAGCAAGUGUGCUAGCUAGCUAACCUGCAUAGCUUAGCUGGUCAAGCAGCCAGCUGAACCCAGGGCUCGUCGAGGCUUGGCCAAGGUUUUAAUCAACACUUAAACAACGCCUGCUUGCAGUUGAGUCUCUCAAAUCGGGUCGUGACAGCAUGGCCGACAGCACUUUCGGGACGAUCCGAAGCCUGCUGGUGGACUCGUCCGUCUUUGACUCUAGGAUGGCGGAGACCUCCAAGGACCACACGUUUCUCUGCCUGACCUCGGACGAUGCUGAGGAUAUGCUACGGAGAGUGAAGACCAGGGUUGUGCUUGUGGGGGAAAUGGGCAGCGACACAGCACUUGUAAAAGCGCUUGAGGCCAUCCAAGUAAUGGAGGUGCCAGUGGUCAAGAUUAAAGAAGGUGACCCGGGCUCAGAGUCGGGCGAGAAAUUAAUAAAAUCUAUAGUCAACAUGGAUAUAAAUGUCCCCUGUAUAAAGACAGACAAUGUCAAAGAGUUUGGGGAUGGAGAAAACGCUGAGUACGAGACAGUCUUUGUACUGAAGGACUUCCAGUCUCCUGACUAUCGCUAUUUAUACAAAAAUGACAACCGCAUUUUGGGCCCCCCUGUGGUACUGCAUUGUGCUGGGAAGGGAGAGCCACUGCCAUUUGCAUCCCGUCCUCUCUACUCCACCACAAUGCUCAACUUAUCACUCUGUUUCACUGGUUUCCGCAAAAAAGAGGAAGUGGUAAACCUAGUUAACCUGGUGCAUCAUAUGGGCGGUACCAUCCGCAAGGACUUCAGCGCUAAAGUCACCCAUCUCAUUGCCUAUUCCACUCACGGGGAGAAAUACAGGUUGGCUGUUUGUAUGGGUACACCCAUUCUCACUCCAGACUGGAUUCAUAAGGCUUGGGAACACAAGGAAAACAUCAAUUUCCAUGCAGGAGACGAGGAGUUCCGUAUGGCCUUCAAAGUGCCGCCGUUUCAGGACUGUGUACUGAGCUUUUUGGGAUUCUCUGAGGAGGAAAAAAGCAAUAUGGAGGAAAGGACGCUGAAGCAUGGAGGGCGGUUUCUGGAGGUCGGAGAUGAGAAGUGCACUCACCUGGUGGUGGAGGAGAACUCCAUUAAAGAGCUGCCCUUUGUGCCAUCUAAGAGACUUUACGUUGUAAAACAAGAGUGGUUUUGGGGCAGUAUCCAGAUGGAUGCUCGUGCUGGGGAAUCUAUGUAUUCAUAUGAGAAGUCGGAGAGCCCGGCGAUGAAGAAGGCCGUGUCCCUUCUUUCUCUCACAACACCCACUAGUAAUCGGAAGCGGCGGCGUCUGCGUGACACUCUGGCCCAACUCACUAAAGAGACCGAGAUCUCACCCUUCCCCCCUCGCAAGAGGCCCUCGGCAGAGCACUCGCUCUCUAUGGGCUCACUGCUGGACAUCUCCAACACUCCAGAUACGUGCAAGGCCUUUGCAGAGUGUAGCGUGGAAGGCAGGCGUAGACAGAAGAAGCCUGUGAAGAGAAGGAGUGAACGGGAAAAGGAGAGGAGGAGUAGGACAGGCAGAGAACGGCCCUUUCACUGUAUCAGCAUCCCACAGCAAGCUACAGAGCAGGACAGACUCCCUGAGCACAUGCACUUGGAGCUCUCACUUGACUCCUUUAAGGAGUCUGGAGAGAACUCCAAACCUUCCAAAAGCUCCACACCUGUCCUGCCCAAGCAGUCAGCAAGAUGGCAGGUGUCCAAGGAACUGUACCAGACUGAGAGCAACUAUGUGGAUAUCCUGGCUACAGUUCUGCAGCUUUUCAAAUAUCCACUGGAGAAAGAAGGGCAGGUCGGAGGCCCCAUCCUGGCUCAGGAAGAGAUUAAGACCAUCUUUGGCAGCAUCCCAGACAUUUAUGAUGUGCACACCAGAAUAAAGGCCGAUCUAGAGGAGCUGGUGAUGAACUGGUCAGAAGACAAGAGUGUCGGUGACAUCAUUUUAAAAUAUUCGGGAGAGCUGGUGAAAGCUUACCCGCCUUUCGUCAACUUCUUUGAGAUGAGCAAGGAGACGAUUGUGAAGUGUGAGAAGCAGAAGCCAAGGUUUCAUGCAUUCCUAAAGAUCAAUCAGGCUAAACCUGAGUGUGGGCGGCAGACGCUGGUGGAGCUGAUGAUACGUCCUGUUCAGAGACUGCCUAGCGUGGCUCUCUUACUCAAUGAUAUUAAAAAGCAUACCUCUGAUGAUAAUCCUGAUAAAGUCACUCUGGAAAAGGCCAUAGAGUCCCUCAAAGAAGUUAUGACCCAUAUAAAUGAAGACAAGAGAAAGACAGAAGGCCAGAAGCAGAUCUUUGAUGUGGUUUAUGAAGUGGAUGGCUGUCCUGCCAAUCUUUUAUCAUCUCAUCGGAGUUUGGUGCACAGAGUGGAGACCAUAGCUCUAGGAGACAAUCCCUGUGACCGCGGUGAACAUGUCACUCUGUUUCUCUUCAACGACUGCCUGGAGAUUGCCAGGAAGAGGCAUAAGGUGAUCAGCACCUUUAAGAGUCCUCUGGGGCAAACACGACCACCUGCUCAGCUCAAGCACAUCACCCUCAUGCCCCUGUCUCAGAUCCGUAGGGUACUGGACCUGCGUGACACAGAGGACUGUCAGAACGCCUUUGCCCUGGUUGUGAGGCCUCCUACUGAGCAAGAGAACCUCCUGUUUAGUUUCCAGCUUGCUGCUGAAGACACACUCAAGUCGAACUGGCUCAAGACUCUUUGCCGUCAAGUGGCAAACACCAUCUGCAGAGCUGACGCGGAAGACCUAAUUCAGCGCACUGAUCCUGACACCCUUCAAGUGAGCACGAAGGACAUGGAUAGCACGCUGAGUCGAGCCUCUAGGGCCAUCAAAAAGACAUCAAAGAAGGUAACCAGGGCAUUCUCUUUCACCAAAACCCCUAAGCGUGUAAUCCAGAGAGCUUUCAUGGCCAGCAGUACCCCAGAUGACAAGAGCCCUGGUCCAGGCCUUGAUCAUAUGACUCGGAUGACUAGCAGCUCCACACUGGCCAUGGCUCGAUCAGCCUCCACUUUCAGUCUGAGUGGUUGCAGUAAAAAUGCUGUAGUACAGCGCUCCAAUUCUCUGGACAAUGCGCCUCGGCCCAGGGUGGCCGUGUGUAUACGCAGCCCAUGCUGCCCUGAGAACACUAACCAGCCUGCUCCUGCAGAGACUCAUCUCAAAGUGCCCACGCAGCAAGCAUGUCCAUCCGCUCUGCAGGGCACGAGGCCAUACCGGGAGCUUGCGGUUUCCUUGGAGCAGCGCCGAGCCCCUGGCUCCCCCCGCAGAGAGACUCUACUCUAGGUGUCUAAAUGAUGCUGUACACUCGCCAUCGAUGAUCAAUCUGUCGUCUGCAUUUGAGAGGAAGUACCACACCUUUAGCCGGUCAACCACUCACCUGAUCUGAUUCGUCUGAUUGAACCCGUUUUCCCUGCUCUCUGACUGAACAACG
This is a messenger RNA of Tachysurus fulvidraco (yellow catfish), 3650 nucleotides long. RefSeq names its product epithelial cell transforming 2 (gene ect2). NCBI's taxonomy places the organism in Eukaryota, Metazoa, Chordata, Actinopteri, Siluriformes, Bagridae. Gene Ontology annotation, cellular component: cell cortex; nucleus. Gene Ontology annotation, biological process: nervous system development; activation of GTPase activity; mitotic cytokinesis. The record is from RefSeq and is a predicted model, not a curated record. Gene Ontology annotation, molecular function: GTPase activator activity; guanyl-nucleotide exchange factor activity. Bases 380 to 3502 code for a protein of 1040 amino acids. The transcript has 27 exons.